Messenger RNA from Gaeumannomyces tritici R3-111a-1, 840 nucleotides. RefSeq lists its product as hypothetical. The record is from RefSeq and is a predicted model, not a curated record. The coding region runs from base 1 to 840 and encodes 279 amino acids. The transcript has 3 exons. Lineage: Eukaryota; Fungi; Ascomycota; Sordariomycetes; Magnaporthales; Magnaporthaceae.
AUGGCAGGCAUGGCCGCCCUCUCGGAAGUUGGAAAUUUCGUCAUUGAGAGUGUCUGGAGAGACCAGGCGGGCCGGGUUGAGAUCCGGUGGGCAGGGGAGCUGAGCGGCGCCGGGUGCCAGGCAUGGUUGGGUCAUGAUUAUAUCAGGGGCGCGGAAGGCGUCCAUGGCGAGACUCGUGAUAGGUCGCCAGCUCAGCCAAUAGAGCUGUGGCCCCUCCUCGACAACCCGACGCCAGGCGCGGCUUACGGUCCGUGGUCGGCCGGUGAACGAGUUCCUGGGUUAGCGGCGAGGCAGCCAUCCAUGCUGUGCGACCCCAAGGCCUCAGAGACAAGUGUGGCGCUGGACGGAAGGAGUGAAAACCGGAUCAUUGGCGCUCGUGGCGCAUCUACACCGGAUAUCGUGUACGACAAGGCUCCCAGACAAAGGCGACGAGAUUCUGCACACCAGCCAUCUAUUGUCAUCGGAAAAUGUGGAGCGCAAAAGCCUGCCGAGUCGAUCCGAUGCGGGCACUGUCCGUUCGUGCCAAGGCUUUGCCCUGUCCUGGGCAGCAUUGCUGGGGAGCAAGUUUCACUUCAGCUCGGCGCCUCGAAGGGGUGGUGCGGGGGUGCAUGCUCAAGGGGCGUGCGGCUGUUUGGUUUGGCGGUUCAGGAGCAGGCACGCAGGACACCCGAGCGCAACAGCACCGCCUGCCUUGCGGACAGCAAGCACGCCACAGGAGGGCGGCAGCGGGAUGGGUUCCGCGGCGACGACGUUCGGCCGUGUUCGUCCAACGAUCUCCCUGCCUAUCUGAGCAGGGCGAGAGAGACAGGGCGGGCGCCAAGGCUGGAUGGGAGCGUGUGA